AGAAGUUUUCUUCGAUUUUCCAACUGUAAAAGCUUGAACAAAUCACCUCGAAGUCGGAGAUGAAAUUCCCCACCACCUUUUCUUCUUCUUCUUCCUCUUCUCCUCUCCCACUUUCUGCUGCUGUAUACGAAUCAGGAAACCCUAGAACAAGAUGCCCUCGAGGCCUUUACCGCCAAGCCCAGACCCCAGUUCGGUAGUCAGGGCUAGGAUUUUGUUCCUGGCUCUUACCAUCUCGGCUUCAGUUUUGUUCUUUAUUGGUCUCGUCUUGUUCCUAUUUUAUCUCUGGUACUCCCUCGUCGACCGCUCCCGCACCAGCCCAUUCGAUUCCAGCGCUCCGCUGAAGUUGCAGAGGUUCUCUUAUAGGGAGCUGAAGUCGGUCACGAAGGAUUUCGGUGAGGCUAAUUCGAUCGGGAAAGGUGGGUCCGGGUCGGUGUUUCGGGGUAUUCUCCGUGAUGGGAAGUCCGUCGCUGUUAAGAAGCUCGAUGUGUCUUCGUUGCAGGCGGAGAGGGAGUUUCAGAAUGAGCUGCAGAUUCUCGGCGGGCUGCGGUCGCCGUUUGUUGUUUCUCUUUUGGGGUAUUGUGUUGAGAAGAAGAGGAGGUUUCUUGUGUAUGAGUAUAUGCCCAACAGGAACUUGCAGGAAUCCCUGUUUGGCGAAGGCUCUGCGUCGCCCAACUUGAAUUGGGAUCGGCGUUUUGAGAUCAUACUCGACAUUGCUCGAGCGCUUGCCUUUUUGCAUCUGGAGUGUGAUCCUCCGGUCAUUCAUGGUGAUAUAAAGCCGAGCAAUGUUCUGCUGGGUUCGGAUUACCGGGCGAAGAUUUCAGAUUUCGGGCUUUCGAGGAUUAAGACGGAAGGUGAAUUUGGGGUCGAAUUGUUCAGUCAGGAAUUGGGUCGGAGUCAGGAGCUCUGGAAAAGCCAAGAACUCUGGAAAAGCCAAGAGCUGUCUGGGAAUCCAGCUUCCGUUCCUGUACAGACUCCAACAGAUGGAACUCCAGUUGAUAGCGCUACUGAGGUAGAUUUCUCUCUCGCUUUGCAAGCUUCCUCUUCUUAUUCCAGGAGUAACAAAGUGGCUUACACUGUGAAAACCUUGAAUUCAAAUUCUUUAAAUCCCAAUAGCGGUCUUGGGAGUGAGGAUGCUCUUAAGGGUUGUUAUGGGAAGGGGAAGGAGGUGUCGCCUGUGGAGAUUGGCGGGGAGGAUUGGAACAAGUUUGUUCCUUAUGAUGAUGAACCAUGUAGUAUUGAACACAGCAAGGAAUUGAAUCUUAAUGCAUCCCUGCCCCUUGAUGACACGACAACCAGUACAAAGCAAUGGGGGAAGGAUUGGUGGUGGAAACAGGAUGGGAGUGGUGAAUUGUGUAGUAAAGAUUAUGUUAUGGAAUGGAUAGGAAGCCAGAUUUGUCCAUCCACAAACCCAGAUUGGGAUGAUGAGAAGAAAAGAUUCCCUGAUAAGACUGAACUGGAUCUUUUGACUCGGAUAGAUAAACUAGAAAUUGCAAAUGAAAACCAGUUUCAGGGACUUGGGUAUGAUUGUCCCAAUAAGAGGUCGGAGAAGAAAGAAGAAAAGAGUGGGAGAAGCUGUAACAGGAAGCAUAGGAAGAUGCAGGAGUGGUGGAAAGAAGAACACCUUGCAGAGAUAAGUAAGAAGAGCAAUAGGUUGAGGAAGCUAGAAGCUAAGUGGAAGAAGGGAUUGAAGAUCCCACAUUUUGAUCUGGGUAGGAAGUUUUGGUUUCGAAAGAGUGCUACUUUCAGGGAACAGAACGAGAUUGACUAUGACCCCAAUGUGGAAUUCAGUUUUAGAAGGGGCUGGAAGAAGAAGACCCGUUCUGCUGGUAGUGAGAUGUGGAGUGGCGAUCUCUUCAGUCGGGAGCUCAGCAGUACAACAAGCAUGAGAGGGACUGUAUGUUAUGUUGCUCCAGAAUAUGGUGGAUGUGGGUAUUUGAUGGAGAAAGCUGAUAUUUACAGCCUAGGUGUUCUGAUCCUUGUGAUUAUAUCAGGCAGAAGGCCAUUGCAUGUGCUUUCUUCACCCAUGAAGCUGGAGAGAGCAAACCUGAUAAGCUGGUGUAGGCAGCUAGCUCAGUCUGGGAACAUCUUGGAGCUAGUAGAUGAGAGAUUGAAAGACACAUACAACAAAGAUCAGGCAACCCUGUGUAUCAACCUAGCUCUCAUGUGCUUACAGAAAAUACCCGAGUUGCGGCCGGACAUUGGUGAUAUUGUGAAGAUUCUGAAAGGGGAGAUGGAUCUUCCUCCACUACCUUUUGAGUUCUCACCCUCCCCACCUUCCAAGCCCUAUGGCAGGUCAAGGAGGAAACCAAAGGCUGAUGUUGAGUAAGUGGAGGGCUCCUUGGAUCAUUUUUCAGUUUUCAUUUUUCCUCUCCAUUUUGAUUCACAACUGAAUUUAAUAUAGAACAGAUAAAUGCUACUUGCUUAUGUAAGUACUGAUGUUUCCGGAUACUGUAUGAAGGCUUGUGUGUCCUGAGAGGAAAAAUAGUGUAGUAUUCUUGAUGUACAAUAGAUGAUUGGUUUAUCUUCUUUGCCUGUUCUUAGAUGUAAAUAUGAAGGCCCUUGAGCCUACUUGAGUGCUGUUUCUGUGGCAA
Nelumbo nucifera (sacred lotus) is the source of this 2591-nucleotide messenger RNA. Its product is annotated as putative receptor-like protein kinase At1g80870. Gene Ontology annotation, molecular function: ATP binding; protein kinase activity. Lineage: Eukaryota; Viridiplantae; Streptophyta; Magnoliopsida; Proteales; Nelumbonaceae. Gene Ontology annotation, biological process: protein phosphorylation. The record is from RefSeq and is a predicted model, not a curated record.